GAGAGACAGAGAGAGACACAGGCACAGACACAGACACAGAGAGAAAGAGAGACAGACAGACAGACACAGAGACACAGAGGUUGGGGGAGGGAGACAGACAGAGACAGAAAUAGAGAGACAGAGAGACCGCCACCCCGCAGCAACGGCAGUGAAGGGGACAGUGUGGUGAACAGGAGAUGCUGGGAGCCUGUUAUCUCCAGGGAGAUGCAAAGCAAGUUGCCUGGAUUGCCGGGACUAGUGGUGACACGCGCCAGACAAAGGCGCCCGCAUCCUAUAAAUGAGGCAGCCGGGCCGGAGUAGCCGGCCGCAGCUACAGCAACCCAAGCGGUCGGGCCGAGGGAGUGCAGAGGAGAGGUCGGGGACCCUCCGGCUCUGGAACCCGCAGCAGCCGCCUCUGCCUUCCCAGCAGCUACCUGGGUUUGAGAAAGAAAGUGGGAGUCAAAGAUGGCCAGAAAGAUCCUCACAAAUACCAGGGAGAGGUGGAGGCAGCAAAAUGUCAACAAUGCCUUUGCCAGGCUGAGGAAGCUCAUCCCCACUCACCCCCCAGAUAAAAAGCUGAGCAAGAAUGAAACCCUGCGACUAGCAAUGAGGUACAUCAACUUCCUGGCCAGCGCUGGGGAGCAAGGUCUGCCGCAGACAGGAGUGGCCCCUCCUGGAAGCGUCUUGGGACUAUUCCAGCAAGUGCCCUGCUUGCCAAGCCCAGAGGACAUGACUCCCCUCGGAGACGCUAGGGUUCCCUCCCCUGGGCCAGACAGCCACCUCCCAGAGUACUGGCCAGAACCUUCAGUUACAGAACACUGAGCAGGGAGAAGUCUCUGGAUUUUCUUACCUCCCACCCCCAGCCACACCACUCCCCAAAGCAACCUACUGCUCAAUGGCCUUAUUUUGCUCCAUAGUUUGUUUCAUGAAUAAAGUAUAAGAUAUGAUGCUACA
Molecule: messenger RNA, 933 nt
Organism: Antechinus flavipes (yellow-footed antechinus)
Lineage: Eukaryota; Metazoa; Chordata; Mammalia; Dasyuromorphia; Dasyuridae
Gene: TAL2
Product: TAL bHLH transcription factor 2
Biological process (GO): regulation of transcription by RNA polymerase II
Molecular function (GO): DNA-binding transcription factor activity, RNA polymerase II-specific; protein dimerization activity; RNA polymerase II cis-regulatory region sequence-specific DNA binding
Source: RefSeq, a predicted model, not a curated record